Coturnix japonica (Japanese quail) is the source of this 1832-nucleotide messenger RNA. RefSeq names its product carbonyl reductase [NADPH] 1-like. The record is from RefSeq and is a predicted model, not a curated record. NCBI's taxonomy places the organism in Eukaryota, Metazoa, Chordata, Aves, Galliformes, Phasianidae. Gene Ontology annotation, molecular function: carbonyl reductase (NADPH) activity.
GCCCGCCUUCCCUCACGCUGUGUGCAGUUGCUGUUGGUCGGUCGGUCGGUCGGUCGGUCGGUCGUUUGUUUCUAACGCUGAGCUGAGGAGUGGGGGAAGGUGCGUGGUGCUGGAGCGACUGUUGCUUUGACAUCCAUCCAGAGAAGACAAUGUCCAGUGUGCCCGUGGCUGUGGUGACUGGCUCCAACAAGGGGAUUGGAUUCGCAAUUGUGCGGGAUCUGUGCAAGCAGUUCAAAGGGGAUGUGUACCUUACUGCCCGAGACCCUGCCCGUGGCCAGGAAGCAGUGGCAAAGCUCCAGGAGGAAGGGCUGCAUCCACUCUUCCACCAGCUGGACAUUGAUGAUCUGCAAAGUAUUAAAGCCUUGCGAGACUUCCUAAAGGAGAAGUAUGGAGGUCUGAAUGUGUUGGUUAACAAUGCAGGGAUUGCUUUCAAAGUUAGUGACAGAACUCCAUUUGCAGUCCAAGCAGAGGUUACGCUGAAGACAAACUUUUUUGGGACCAGGAAUAUUUGCACAGAAUUGUUGCCUCUUAUGAAGCCUUAUGGUAGAGUGGUGAACGUCUCUAGCAUGGUAAGUGUCUCAGCUCUGGGCAACUGUAGCCAAGAACUGCAGAAGAAGUUCCGCAGCGACACAAUCACUGAGGAUGAGUUAGUGGAGCUCAUGAACAAGUUUGUGGAAGAUACUAAGAAAAGCGUGCAUGAGAAAGAAGGCUGGCCAAAUACUGCUUAUGGGGUAUCCAAAAUUGGCGUCACGGUCUUGUCCAGGAUUCAAGCUCGGAUGUUAAAUGAGAAAAGAAAAGGUGACCACAUCCUUCUUAAUGCCUGCUGUCCUGGAUGGGUGAGAACAGACAUGGCAGGUCCAAAGGCCCCUAAAUCACCAGAGGAAGGAGCUGAGACUCCCGUUUACUUAGCACUUCUGCCUCCUAAUGCUGAUGGUCCUCACGGCCAGUUUGUUAGUGAGAAAACUGUUCGAACCUGGUAAACUUAACAUCUGUGGACCCUUGCAAGUGGAAACGUGGCUGUGGAUUAAUGUGUGCCUUGGUAGGGAUAUACACCUAGAACAGUCUUACCCUGUCCACUUUAGCACUGGGUCUUUUGUCUUUAUAGUGAGGGCUGCAGUUACUGUGUUUCUCUAACAUUUUGUCUGUAAUAUGGUACUUCCAACAGUGUCUGUUGACCUGUUUAUAGCAUUGACUGGGUAGCCUGACUUGUGAUUUGUGGGGUGUUCCAACCUAAUUACCAUGAGCUGAUUUGAUGUUACCCUAAUACAGAGGUGCCUGACCUUGUUUUAAGAGAGUUUAACCUUAGUGAAAUCAUUGCUAGCCCUUCUCGUUUUCCUUGUAAGAGAGCCUACAGAUCUCUGUGAUAUUGGGCUCAUAUGAGGAGACGGACAGAUGCCUUAUGCUUUCUCUGUGCAAUGGAUCUUCUGGGGGGACCAUUGUUGCUUCUUAAGAUUCUAUGUUAUUUCUUAAAUAGAGGAGUUUUCCUCAGAGCUACAGUCUAAGCAGUUGGGGUUGGGUGGAGAUGAUCGGAUUCAAAACUGAAUCACUGUUGUGUAGAGAUUGCUUAUUGUUAUAGAAGGGAAUUCGGUGAAAUUAAAAAUAGCAAUUACGUACCAUUAAUAGGGGGAAAAUGACUGUUGGCAUUGUUAUGUAUGUAAUAUGAUUACUUACAGACUUGUAUUCAUACAACUGGCUUAUUCUGAUACUAAAAGUCUAUGUUUGUUGAGACUAUGCUUUUGUUUUCUGUAUCCAAGUCUGUAACAGAAGCAUGUGAUAUUUGGAACAUAUGGAGUACAAAAUAAACUACAGCACUGGUAUAGCAAACAUCUGAA